Molecule: messenger RNA, 1743 nt
Organism: Hyaena hyaena (striped hyena)
Lineage: Eukaryota; Metazoa; Chordata; Mammalia; Carnivora; Hyaenidae
Gene: ZSCAN30
Product: zinc finger and SCAN domain containing 30
Exons: 3
Coding region: 69-1547 (492 amino acids)
Biological process (GO): regulation of transcription by RNA polymerase II
Molecular function (GO): RNA polymerase II cis-regulatory region sequence-specific DNA binding; DNA-binding transcription factor activity, RNA polymerase II-specific
Source: RefSeq, a predicted model, not a curated record
CUUAGGCACAGACUUCCAUUCCCUCCCUGCCUCAACUGGGCAGCAUUUCUAGGCUGUUUCUGCCCAGAAUGUCAGGAGAAGCUGCAGCCUUGGCCAACCAUGCUCCAAAAGAACAAGAAGGACUUAUAGUUGUGAAGGUUGAAGAAGAGAAUUAUGUUUGGGGGCAGGACUUUGGCCUUCAGGGAGACACCUGUGGUCUGGAGACCUUCCGCCAGCGGUUCAGGCACUUUGAUUACUCUGACUCUGCUGGGCCCCGCGAGGCUCUGAACCGGCUCCAGGAGCUUUGCCGUCAGUGGCUGAGGCCCGAGGUCAACUCCAAGGAGCAGAUCCUGGAGCUGCUGGUGCUGGAGCAGUUCCUGGCCAUCCUGCCUGAGGAGCUGCAGGCCUGGCUGCGAGAGCAACGGCCCGAGAACGGAGAGCAAGCUGUGACUAUGCUGGAGGAGCUGGAGAAGGAGCUUGACGAACCAAGGCAACAGGACACAGCUCAUGGCCAAGGAAUGAUCUGGAAGGAAAUGACAUCCAUAGGAGCACUGAAAGCUCUAAGUAUACAGCUCCAGCCCUUGGAGAACCAGUGCAAGAGUGAGACUCAAGAGUCCCAGGGAUCCCAUGAGGGAGAUGGCAAGCUGGUGGGUGAUGAAGUAUUAACAACAACAGAGCAAGAAAUUUUUGAAUGUGUAGCAUCAACAGCCAUGAUAUCACCAGGAAGACUCCCUGGGGAAACUCCUUCAGGAAAGAUAGUUGAAGAAGCUUUGGGAGGCCUGGACAUCUUUGAGAAGCCAAAAGGAACAGUUCCAAGGAACAAAAUGAGUCAGCUCCCUUCUCAGGAAAGACAUCUUAAUCUGACAGUCUUCAAUAAGAAAAUAUCUACAGAAGAGAGUGUCUUUGGAUGUAACGAAAAUGAAAGGACUCUCAGUGUGAACUCAAAUGUUGCAACACGUCAGAGAGUUCACGCUGGGGGAAAGAUCUACGAGUGCUUGGACUGUGGGAAAGCCUUUUGCCAGAGCUCAAAGCUGAUUAGACAUCAGAGAAUUCAUACUGGAGAGAGGCCUUAUGCAUGUAAAGAGUGUGGCAAAGCUUUUAGCUUGAGCUCAGACCUUGUUAGACAUCAGAGAAUUCAUAGUGGUGAGAAGCCCUAUGAAUGCUGUGAGUGUGGAAAAGCUUUCAGGGGCAGCUCAGAGCUCAUUAGGCAUCGGAGAAUUCACACCGGAGAGAAGCCUUAUAAAUGUGAAUGUGGGAAAGCCUUCAGCCGGAGCUCAGCCCUCAUUCAGCAUAAGAAAAUUCACACUGGAGACAAAGGCUACGAAUGUACUGAAUGUGGUAAGACUUUUGGUAGAAGCUCUAUCCUUAUUGAACAUCAAAGAAUUCACACUGGAGAAAAACCUUACGAAUGUAAUGAAUGUGGAAAAUCCUUCAAUCAGAGCUCAGCCCUAACGCAGCACCAGAGAAUCCACACUGGGGAGAAGCCUUACGAAUGUAAUGAAUGUAGGAAAACAUUUAGGCAUAGGUCAGGCCUUAUGCAGCACCAGAGAACUCACACCAGAGUUUAAGUCUUGGGUAAGAGUUGUACACUUUUGUAAUACUAGGGAUUCACUUUAGGGGUGAGACUGCACCAAAGUAAGAAGUUUCCCAAGAGCAGGGUUUCUGUCCUUUUUGUCUGAGUCAGUACUUACUGUACAAGCAGAUCCACACAGAUGGUUGUUGACAUGUUGAAUGAGCACUUACACAGUAAGGUCAGAUUUGGGG